CGACGAUCCAGCAACUCACCUGCAGAUCACGAAAAAAAAAGCUAAUGAAUUUUUUUUUGUUGAUGAUAGGCUUAAUCCCUAUUAUCCAUGGCAGAGGAUCUUGUUGUGAAAAUGAAUCUGAUAGCAGCAGAACAAGUGCUGGAGCCAUGGCAGAAGCUAGAAGACAAAGUCGUUCUUGUCACUGGUGCUUCCUCCGGAAUUGGACGAGACUUCUGCAUCGACCUCGCUAAAGCUGGCUCCUACGUCGUCGCAGCAGCUCGCCGCCUCGAUCGCCUCACUUCCCUCUGCCACGAAAUCAACCGCCUCUGGCCCUCCCCCGCCGGAAACAGUCGCGCAGUGCCCGUCGAGCUCGAUGUCGCCUCCGAUGCCUCCACCAUCGACAAGGCCGUGCAGAAAGCCUGGGACGCCUUUGGCCGCAUUGAUUCCCUGAUUAACAACGCUGGUGUCAGAGGAAGUGUUAAAUCACCCUUGGAAUUUUCUGAGGAGGAGUGGGAUCAGGUUUUCAAGACUAACGUUACCGGUUGUUGGUUGGUGUCAAAAUAUGUAUGCAAACGCAUGUGUGAUGCCCAGAUGAAGGGAUCAAUUAUUAAUGUUUCUUCAGUUGCUGGUUUAAAUCGGGGGCAAUUGCCUGGAGCUGUUGCCUAUGCGUCUUCGAAGGCAGGAGUAAAUAUGCUGACCAAGAUACAAAGACAACUCAGACAAGUAUCAUCCACUACAAGUAUACCCAAAGGAGCUUUGUCGUUAUUACACUGGAAUUUGCCUAGCAACCUCUCCCCUUUACUUGAAAGAGGACUUGUUUGUAGGAAUUACAUUAAAGUAAAUAGCAGGACAUUCCUAUCCAUCUAAUAACCUGUUACAACUUUGAUGCUUUCCUUUCCCUAUGAUACACAUGCAGACCCUUUCCUCCCAUAGAUCUUUGCCAGCACUCAUUCCUAACAUAUACAAUUACAGAGUUUGAUUUAUCAGGGUUAUAUAGAAAUGAAAAAUUGCCAAUAUUAAGAUAAAAGGUGAUGUAGAAAUUAGUUUGGAUCUACAGUUCGUUCUAUCACAACAGUAAGCAUAUAAAGUAGUUAUUUUAAUCAUGAUACUUUAAUUAGAUUGAAUAAGAAUAAGUCGGAUAGGGAUCUCUAUUUUUAGUCAGAGAGAAGGCAGAAGAAAGAAAGAAUAAGAAAAUAGGUCUUAGGGGAAUUAGGCCUGGGCCUAAUACUGUAACUAAUAACUAACCCUAGUUAGUUACUUUUAGGUGGAGGGCGGAGGGAAUGAAAGGGUAAUUGUACAGGAGAAGGGGAUAAUCACAAAAAUCAGUUGUUAUCGAAUAUUUGUGUUUCAGUCGUAUAAUUUUCAUUUUCUUAUAAACAAGUAUAUGUUUUCUUUUUGUUGUUUCUCUAUGAUCCACUCAUCUUCCGUAGUUUCCGUAAGGGAUCAGAUUAUGUUUAUCCCUUUAGCAUCGUAAAAUCAGUAAAGCUAUCUUUAUUGACGUGAUAAAGAAAAUGAGAAAGUGGAAUCGUUAUGAGCUUAUCCCUUCAUUAUGAAUAAAUCCAUUCAAUUAAGAAUUUUCGGGAUAUUUCCAGAUUACAGUCCACAAAACUACUAAGCAUUCAUUUUUACAACUUUAGUGAUAACGGCACACUCUUAUAAUAUCAUCAUAUGUGAAUCAUACUUGGCAUGUUUCUAAAGUUAGUGAAGUUGAUGCAGCAGUUAUGUCAACGGCAUAUAUGUCUCGUAUCAAUUUUUUACUACUUUGUCCUCAUUUGAAAUCUUGUAUUUCACAGUAGCCUGGAUAAAUUCAAAGCGUGCCAUGAUAGGGGAGAAGGAGGAAUUAGGCAGCCAGUGUCAAUUACUUUUUUUGGUCUCUUUCUUUUAAUAGCAGUGCUACUUUUUAGAUAAAGUAGAAAAGAGUUGCAUCCAUGAAGUUUUAGUAUGAGAACUCACAUUCGGAUAGUUGCUAAAUUUUAGUUAGCUUUUCAACCACCUACGUACAUAAUCAUAUGCAUUAAAGGUAAGGAAGUAGCUAGAAUAGAAAUAACUACGGAAUCUUUUCCUAUAUAAUUAAGAUACUGAAAUCAAACUUUCUAUUCUUGCUCUUAAUAUUCCAGUGAUACAUUUGUUCGUAAUAAUUCUCAAUACAUUUCAACUAUCUUUCUUUUCUCACAAU
Molecule: messenger RNA, 2155 nt
Organism: Vigna radiata var. radiata (mung bean)
Lineage: Eukaryota; Viridiplantae; Streptophyta; Magnoliopsida; Fabales; Fabaceae
Product: 3-oxoacyl-[acyl-carrier-protein] reductase FabG
Exons: 3
Coding region: 88-846 (252 amino acids)
Molecular function (GO): oxidoreductase activity
Source: RefSeq, a predicted model, not a curated record